Molecule: messenger RNA, 2224 nt
Organism: Propithecus coquereli (Coquerel's sifaka)
Lineage: Eukaryota; Metazoa; Chordata; Mammalia; Primates; Indriidae
Gene: SLC38A7
Product: solute carrier family 38, member 7
Exons: 10
Coding region: 120-1511 (463 amino acids)
Biological process (GO): amino acid transmembrane transport
Molecular function (GO): L-serine transmembrane transporter activity; L-leucine transmembrane transporter activity; L-histidine transmembrane transporter activity
Source: RefSeq, a predicted model, not a curated record
GUUGAGAAGAGUCCUCUGAGGAUAACAGCCCCGAACAGGCGGGUGUUCCCUUCACUGCCCGGGGGAUGUGUUCUUGAGGCAGAACCCACAGACCACACAGGAAGAGGGCUCUCGGGGCCAUGGCGCAGCUCAGCAUCAACAGUGACCAUGGCGAGUGGGGCUUGAGCACAGAUGCUGGGGAACGGGCCCGGCUGCUGCAGAGUCCCUGUGUGGACACAGCCCCCAAGAGUGAGUGGGAGCCCCCUCCUGGGGGUCCGGGCAGAGGCACCACUUCCACGCUUGGGGCUGUCUUCAUUGUCGUCAACGCCUGCCUGGGCGCGGGGCUGCUCAACUUUCCAGCAGCCUUCAGCACUGCCGGGGGCGUGGCAGCUGGCAUCGCACUGCAGAUGGGCAUGCUGAUUUUCAUCAUCAGUGGCCUCGUCAUCCUGGCCUACUGCUCCCAGGCCAGCAACGAGAGGACCUACCAGGAGGUGGUGUGGGCUGUGUGCGGCAAGCUGACAGGUGUGCUGUGCGAGGUGACCAUCGCCAUAUACACCUUUGGCACCUGCAUUGCCUUCCUCAUCAUCAUCGGGGACCAACAGGACAAGAUUAUAGCUGUGAUGGCCAAGGAGCCUGAGGGGGCCAGCGGCAGCCCCUGGUACACAGACCGCAAGUUCACCAUCAGCCUCACUGCCUUCCUCUUCAUCCUGCCCCUGUCCAUCCCCAGGGAGAUCGGCUUCCAGAAGUAUGCCAGCUUCCUGAGUGUCGUGGGUACCUGGUACGUCACUGCCAUCAUUAUCAUCAAAUACAUCUGGCCAGAUAAAGAGAUGACCCCAGGGGACAUCCUGACCAGGCCGGCUUCCUGGAUGGCCGUGUUCAAUGCCAUGCCCACCAUCUGCUUCGGAUUUCAGUGCCACGUGAGCAGUGUGCCCGUCUUCAACAGCAUGCAACGGCCCGAGGUGAAGACCUGGGGCGGGGUGGUGACAGCCGCCAUGGUCAUAGCCCUUGCUGUCUACAUGGGUACAGGCAUCUGUGGGUUCCUGACCUUUGGAGCUGCUGUGGACCCUGACGUGCUUCUGUCCUACCCCUCAGAGGACAUGGCUGUGGCAGUUGCCCGAGCCUUCAUCAUCCUGAGCGUGCUCACCUCCUACCCCAUCCUGCACUUCUGUGGGCGGGCGGUGGUUGAAGGCCUGUGGCUGCGCUACCAGGGGAUGCCAGUGGAGGAGGACGUGGGGCGGGAGCGGCGGCGGCGAGUGCUGCAGACGCUGGUCUGGUUCCUGCUCACCCUGCUGCUGGCGCUCUUCAUCCCUGACAUCGGCAAGGUCAUCUCAGUCAUCGGGGGCCUGGCUGCCUGCUUCAUCUUCGUCUUCCCAGGGCUGUGCCUCAUUCAGGCCAAACUCUCUGAAAUGGAGGAAGUCAAACCAGCCAGCUGGUGGGUGCUGGUCAGCUAUGGAGUCCUCUUGGUCACCCUGGGAGCCUUCAUCUUCGGCCAGACCACAGCCAACGCCAUCUUUGUGGAUCUCUUGGCAUAACCACUGCCUUCCAGGGAACACAUGGCCUUUGCCAUUAGACCUAGGAACACACCUCUUAAAGCUGUGAGGCCACUCUGUGUCCACCAUCAUUCCAACUGGUAGGAUGACAUCUGGACAUCCUUUUCCAGGGACAGUUCUGGGGCAAAAUCAGGCCCCACACCUCUGGACAGCUCAAACCCAGCUCCCUUCCUGCUCCCCCAGUCCUGGCAGUGCCAUGGAUGGUGGCAGGAGUUCUCAUGUCACAGAGGAACCUUCUUCCUCUCCCAGCUCUCAGCUUCUCCAUGCCUAGAACCCAUGGUGAAGAGGCCAGUGGGUCUCAGAAGAAGGAACCCAGUGUGACUUCCUUCUGGAGAAAGACUAUGGACAAAAGGCCACCAACCUCCACAAAGCAGCCCGUCCGGAGUAGGGGCCAUGCUCACUAUCCAGGGGUCUACAGUGGCUUCCUCUGGCAACUUCCAAAGGUAGCACUACAGUCAUACAAAUACUCAGAGGCAGGUGGAUUCAGGCCUUGUCUGCUCCCUCCUUUCUCUUUCUCCAAACCUGAUGAUCCAGGCUGGGCACCCCUGUCCUCCAUCCCCAGGCAUCACCAAGUCUAAUGUUUACAAACGGUGCCAGCCUGGCUCUGAAGCCAGGGGCCGUCCCAUGCCACGGUGCUGAGUAUUCCUCCAUUAGCUUUCCCCAUGGAGUUGAGGGGGGAGUCUGCUUUUCUCUCU